Rubroshorea leprosula is the source of this 2465-nucleotide messenger RNA. The record is from the annotation of a GenBank genome assembly. NCBI's taxonomy places the organism in Eukaryota, Viridiplantae, Streptophyta, Magnoliopsida, Malvales, Dipterocarpaceae.
UAAUCCUCCGUGACUGUGAAAGUUAAUUGUCGACGGAAAAGAAGGAAGAAAAUGGGAAAAAUCCCACCGUCGUUCCGGCCGGCGAUCACAUAUUCACUCGUCAAAAAGCCACCACUUACAGAAGCCUCAAGCUCAAUCCAAACUCCAACGCCAAUCCCACCUCUUCACUUUCCCAAGAAAUCCUCCAAGAAAAAUGACGACAAACUUUCCAGGAAGCCCCAGCAAUCCAAACAGCACCCUGCAAUCCAAAACCUCCUCGAAUCGCCGGACCUACCUUCCGCCAAGAAAAUAUUUAAUUCCAUCGCCGCCACGACGAAGGCUACUCUUGAUCUCCGCUUCCACAACGCUCUCCUCCAGUCAUAUGCUUCAGUCUCCACCGUUCCUGAUUCCAUCUCUCUGCUCCAGCACAUGGUCAAAACCAACCCGGAAUUUUCCCCGGACCGAUCGACGUACCACAUCCUUCUCUCCCAAUCCUGCAGGGCGCCGGACUCUUCCUUAUCCCCUGUUCAUCAAACUCUAAAUUUCAUGGUUUCUAAUGGGUUUAAACCUAAUCAGGUUACUACAGAUAUUGUCAUCCGGUCGCUUUGUGAGGUGGGGCGUUUUGAUGAUGCUGUAGAAUUGGUAAAGGAAAUGUCUUUGAAGCAUUCCCCACCCGACAGUUUUACUUUCAAUUUUCUUGUUAAAUGCUUAUGCAAGUGUAGGACUUUGAGUACUGUUUAUGGUUUUAUUGAGGAGAUGAAGAAUUCUUUUGGUAUAAAGCCUGAUCUUGUGACAUAUACUAUAUUGAUUGAUAAUGUUUGUAAUUCCAAGAACUUACGUGAGGCUACCAGGUUGCUGGGUGUACUGAAUGAGUGUGGGUUUAAGCCGGAUUGUUUCGUUUAUAACACAAUUAUGAAGGGGUAUUGUAUGUUGAGUAGAGGGAGUGAAGCAAUUGAAGUUUUUAACAAAAUGAAAGAAGAGGGAGUUGAACCGGAUCUUGUGACAUAUAAUACUUUGAUUUUUGGGUUAUCAAAGGCUGGUAGGGUAAAAGAAGCUAGGAAGUAUUUAGAUAUCAUGGUGGAAAAGGGACACUUUCCCGAUGCCGUGACCUACACAUCAUUGAUGAAUGGAAUGUGUAGGGAAGGGAAUGCAUUGGGUGCAUUGGCAUUGUUGGAAGAGAUGCAAAGAAAAAGUUGCAGUCCAAAUUCAUGCACUUAUAACACAUUGCUUCAUGGGCUGUGCAAGUGUAGAUUGUUGGAGAAAGGAAUUGACUUGUACAGGGAGAUGAAAUCAGCUGGUAUAAAGCUAGAGACAGCCUCUUAUGCUACUCUUGUGAGGACACUUUGUCGGGCAGGUAGAGUUGCAGAAGCUUAUGAAGUGUUUGACUAUGCAAUUGAGAGUAAGAGCUUAACAGAUGUUGCUGCUUACACAACAUUGGAGAGUACGCUUAAGUGGCUGAAGAAAGCAAAGGAACAGGGCCAUGCUCUCUGACUAGUACGUUCUUCAUUGUUACAUUAAUUCUUUUCAAUUGGUGCUUAGUGCUUGUUGGAUUCCUAGCUGGUAUUUUUUUGUCUGUUUAAUUACAUUGUGCUGCCAUUAUAUGCCACUCCAAAUUGUUGUAUGGCAAAUUGGCCAGUGAUCCUUCUCAGAUCACAAUUCUCAGAGUUUAAAGGUUAUUUCUGUAUCCAUGUGCUCAUAAAGUUGAUACAUUUUAGCUGAUGUAUACUUCUAAAUGUAAAUAUGUGAUUGCCCUGAGUAGUAUUAAUUACUUCUCCAAUUUGAUACUCCCUGGUUGGUAAUUGGAUUUUUUUUUUUUAAUUUCUCAAAACUAUUUUGUUGUUUACAAUACUAGCAGCUGAAUCAAAUGUCUGAUAGAAAUCUUGGUUCUCUAAUGCCUAAUGGAAUCGACAUUGGACCAUGCGUAAGUACUAAGCACUACCCAGGUUUUGUUUUGUUGCAAUUUCAAUUCAUCCUGCUAGUAAAUUCAUUCUUAGUAAAAAGCCCACAGGUUUUAACAGUCUGUUUAACUGUCCUCAAUUAUCCAAAGCUCUUACCAUAAUCCUUUUUUACACCAUAUGAUAGUCUGUUUAACAGUCACUAGUAUUAUUUCCAGGUAUCUUUUAGACAUCUCUAUUCCCAUUAUGAUAUUAUGUUAUUGGUCAUUGAUGCUAUCUGUUAUUUCUUCUUUUUUUCUGAUUCUUGUGCAAUGAACACUUUACUUUGAAAGGGAGUUCACAUCAUCGUUUACUUGGUUGGAUGAAUUAGAAUUAGGCAUACGCAAAUAAAUGAAUGAAAAGGCAUUAUGCAUGUGAUGUGCAAUAAACCUACUAGACUUAUAAAACAUGUGCGAAUGAAAUAGUUGUUUGCGUCAAUAAUUCCAUAUCCAGUGGCUUUGAUCAUUGAAGAAAAGAAUUGAAUAAUGGUGUAGUGUAGAAAACGAUCAGUUGUAAUAUGGUACUCCAAGGACAGAUAUGGAUGAUUGCUAC